CCUGAGGAGUGUGUGGGGCAGUCGGUUGGUCAGAGUGUGUGUGUGUGUGAGAGAGAGAGAGCUCGGUGGAGCCGCCGCGCCAGCGCAGAGAGGCACGGAGACGCAGCAGAGCAUCAGGGCGUCCUCAUCUGGGGGAAAAAAUAAAAUAAAAGAACUUUUCCCAGUAACACAGCGAGCUACUGGUGGGAAACAAUCAGAGGGAAUAUUGCUUUACUGCACGGACAUAAGAUGAAAGGGUUACCUGGUUGUAUAUUGGAUUCGGAGUCUUGCGUUACACCGCUGCGACUUUGACACAAGAGCUGCGCUGGCAGAGUCUCUAGGAGUUGUCUGUUAGAGGAAUUUCAGGCACCACGGAUCAAACUUGAGUUGGACAUCCAGGAACCAGUCAGGGAGUAAGCUAAACUACCUACCUACUGCUCUCACUGGGAAAGAAAACGCUAAAGCACCACUGCCACCAUGGAUGAGGAACAGUGCUACUACAAUGAGACCAUCGCCUUCUUCUACAACCGUAGUGGCAAGACCCUUGCUACUGACUGGAACACCGUCAGCAGGCUGGUGAUGGGCCUGGGCAUCACAGUGUGCAUCUUCAUCAUGCUUGCCAACCUUCUGGUGAUGAUCGCCAUCUAUGUCAACAGGAGAUUCCACUUCCCCAUCUACUACCUGAUGGCCAACCUGGCAGCUGCUGACUUCUUUGCUGGACUGGCCUACUUCUACUUGAUGUUCAACACGGGACCAAACACAAGGCGUCUGACUGUUUCGACGUGGCUUCUGCGCCAAGGCCUGAUUGAUACCAGCCUGACGGCGUCUGUGGCCAACCUGCUUGCCAUCGCCAUUGAGCGCCACAUCACUGUGUUCCGCAUGCAGCUACACACACGAAUGAGCAACCGACGUGUGGUCGUGGUGAUUGUCAUUAUCUGGACCAUGUCCAUAGUCAUGGGGGCCAUCCCCAGCGUUGGCUGGAACUGUAUCUGUAGUCUUAAGACUUGUUCCAACAUGGCACCGCUUUACAGCAACUCGUACCUGGUCUUCUGGGCAGUGUUUAACCUGGUGACAUUUGUUGUAAUGGUGACGCUGUAUGCCCACAUCUUUGUGUAUGUGCGGCAGAGGACCAUGAGGAUGUCACGGCACAGCUCUGGACCAAGACGCAAUCGAGAUACCAUGAUGUCUCUGCUGAAAACCGUAGUGAUUGUUUUGGGUGCGUUCAUUGUCUGUUGGACACCUGGCCUGGUCAUCCUCCUCCUCGACGUCUUCUGCUCCAGCUGCAAUGUCCUAGCCUUCGAGAAGUUCUUCCUGCUUCUCGCCGAGUUCAACUCGGCCAUGAACCCCAUCAUCUACUCCUACCGUGACAAGGAGAUGAGCGCCACCUUCAGGCAGAUCCUGUGCUGCCAGCGGCAGGAGAACGUGAACGGAACGACAGCAGAGGGGUCUGACCGGUCAGCGUCGUCCAUCAACCACACGGUGCUCAGCGGCAGUGGUAUGCACCACCACCACCACCAUCAUAAUGAACACUCCGUAGUAUAAAGGAGGGCUGGAUAUCAUGGAGAUUAAUCGAGCUGCUUGAAGGGGUUAAUCUCUUUUGGAAAUAGUGACUAAUAAAGGGUAAAUGGAAGUAUGGGAAGGUCAAGAGGGACUGUGAAUAUGAUACAAACUAAUGAACGUGGUAAAUAUGAGAAUGGAGGCAGUUAGAUGAAGUGGAUUUGAUGAUGAGUUGGAUGACAAUGACAAAGAGAAUGGCAUCUAUGAAGAAAGGUGAAACAACUUCAUCGACUUCAGAAUGAUCUGAUCUUCAAGGACUCUGAUAGGCUGUUAGUAUUUUUGUUUAGUUGUUUAUUAUUUUCUGUUGUGUUAAAUGUGUUGUUAAGGGCAAUGCUGAUAUGAACUAUUUAAAAGUAAUCUGUGAAAUGAAGGUAAUGCCAGUAUAACCCAUCCUCUGUCUCCAGUCUUCUCUAACGUUGUAUCCUGUUGUUAUGGGUUACAUCCAUUCAAGGACUAAUUCAUAUUAAUUGCAGCAUUUUCGGUCAGAGCCCAGAUUUAGAACACUAUUCUUCCUUUUUCUUUUGUGUUUGGGAGAAAAGACUGUGGAAAUUCAAACCAGCACAUGAUGUUUUGUGCUUAUAACAUGUAACUGAAAGUUGAUACAAGCGAUCUCUAUCAGCUUUAACUUUAAAAUGACCUUGUGGAGAGUUAAGGUCAGCUUUGUUGAUAGUGUUCAGACCAAUUUCCAGGAUUUGAAAAAUUCCAAACCAUAGGCGCCAAAGUGGCAAAUUAAUUAAGUGUCUUGCCAGUGCUUAUAAAAUGAAUAAAUAUGUAUGUAUGACAUGUUUGACAUGUUUAGCGACUUACCAAAAACACUGCAGUAUUGUUCUGCCAAUUAUGGAUUCAACCCAGUGUCAAAGUAACCAGAGCCAUUAUCCUUUUCCACAUUGGAUUCAUCACUCAUUUUUAAAUGACAAGUGACCUUACAGACUAAAUACUACAGGGACACAUUAUUCUACCAACCAUCCUCUCCUACUAAAAAGCCUUUUGUGAAACCAUCCCAUCAGUUUCCUCUUAAAUACGUGAGGGGUCCAAGAUCUGCAAGAAAUCCUGAGUUGUUUAUUCUCUCUGAGGAAUUAGAGACGAGUUGUUCCAGGGAUCUUACCAAAAAGAGGAGGAGGAUGUUUGCCAUUUCAGAGCAGGCUCUGUGCCACAGUGUUAUGUGGAGACAAGGCGAAGGUCAUGUCUGGUGAGCGUUAACAGACUUCAGAUUAUGACACGAAAUGUGCUGUUGUCUGCCUCUCGUGGUUUUAUCAAGUGUUCUGUAUCCAUGAGGCUGACAGAGAGAAGCGGGAAAGUGGGGGGUGGGAAAAGUUAAGUGAAUGUGAAACAAUAUUCAGCACUCGUGAAAAAUUUGCUCCCUGGUGGUUUUGAAACUGAAAAUUGCUGUAAACUAUAUGAAAUUAGAAUUGUGAACAACAUAGAACUAGUACAUCUUCCUAACAUUGUGAGAGGUAUAAAGGUGGACCAUAAACAUUAACAUGAGGAUAAAAUGGAUGUUAAUGAAUGCCUGCUUAAAAUUGUAGUUUACAAAGUCCACUUUGCCACAAAUGAUACAGCAGCUGAUAUAAACAAAACACUGACCUGCUCAAAUUACAGCCAGCUGUCCAGAACAGAAGACAGUGACGUAUAUUCAUCUAUGUCACUGUAUGAAUUUUAAUCCAGUGGGAUUUAAGGAGCCAAAGAAAAGACUAGAAUGGCUAGAAUUCCCAUUUUGGGAUAUGUUUAAUUAAUUUUUGUCAGGGAUUUAACUACAGUACCACAGUCAAUAAUAGGUGUAACUGUUAUUGACACCCAUCCAGAAUAUAUUAUGUUUUGUUGAUGUCACCAUAUUACAUGUUAGGGGCUAUGAUUCUGAUUUAAAGGUCUACUGACAGCAAUGACCAUAUUAUAGUUUACUCAUACUUUACUCUGAUAAUAUUUGCCUUAAGGAUUGUUGAACAGACUUAGUGAGAGGUGAGCCAGAGUUGAGUCAAUGUAGUGUUGAGCGGUGUAAUAUAAUUUCCACAAGUGCACUCACUGCCUUCUGCCAUUAACUUGUGAUUCUGUGCCAGCUGAAAGUCAGCGUGGUGAUGCUAUGACGUACAUUGUUAAAAACCGCUAGCUGAAUGCUUUGUCGUGACUUGAAUCAAAACAGUUUUUGGCCAGAAUACACAGACAAAGCUCCCAACAGCUGACAGCAAAGUGAGAAUCACAGCCAAAAAUACAGUCAAAUGUUUUCCAGGAAGCAAGAUGUUUGUCAGGGAUUUAAACUGCAGUGCUAACAUGAGGUCAGAUGGUAUUCUUAACUGUCAAAGUUGCCCAAUCAUAAGUUUCACGGCAACGAUCUUCCAUAAAAAUUUUGUUUUCUUAUGUUUAAUCUUUGCGUUUGUGCAGCUUUCACUUUUGUUAACUUCACGAAAGGCCUCACAAGAGUGGUGGCAGCAGGAGUGCCACUCAUUGUUUCACUGACCAAACUUUGCCAAUCUACAACUCUGGACCCAACCAUUGACAUUCACUGUAACCAUUUUUCUAACAAGUAUUGAUUCAGGUUAUAUAGCAAACCAACUAAACUUUCUGUCUUUGUAUGUCUUUGUUUACCAGUGAGUCACUCUUUGUAUACCUUUGUAAGUAUAUGUGUACAGUAUGUAUGUAUAUAAAAUAUAUUAUUCAAAGUUAAUCACCAAAGGGAAAGUGUUUUUGUGUCUGUAAAUUUAACUGUGUUAUACUCUGUCCAAAUGUACUGUAGGAUUUUGUUUAUGGUUUUUAUGGUUUUAUUGUGACCCUAAUUAAUGAACUCCCUGUAGAUACAGUUAUUAACUUGUUUGUGACCCAGAACCAGAUAUCUAUGUGUGCAGUGCCUUCCAUGUCUCCUCUUUAAAGAGUAACUUAACACCUGACUGAAAAGCAGUGAUUUACUGCCCUCUCUGGUUGAAUGUUUCUGCCUGUUUCACCUCUGACCACACCCAGCAGUGAUGUCACAGUGUCCUGGAGUACACUUGUACAUCACUGCAACAAAGUGACAAAUUAAAUCACUAGAGGUCAGCAAAGCCAAGAUUUUCAGGUGGUGUUAAGGUGCUCUUUAAGUUUGUGUUUUGCUAACACCAUUGUCUUACAUUUGCCUUAAAGUAGAACAAAAAUUAAUGUCAGUGUUGGAGCAAUAUUUCACUUUUGUUGAGGACAUUCACCAGAAAGUGUGAUUUUUUUUAAAUAAUACAGAUACACAACACAGCCUCAAAAAAUGGUCACAAAUGAAGUAAUUGUAAUUGUUGACUGUUGAAGAGAUAUAACGUUUGGAGUCAACACAAAACAAAGAAAUUCAUUCUUGAGGGCAACACACACUGGCAGCGUAUGACACACGUCAAAACACCUACAUCAACUGUUUUAUAUGUAAAUUCACAAAAUUCACUGGUAGUGUCUUGACGUGCGCCAAUGAUCUGCAGAAAAUGUUUUAUUCGCUCCCAGAUUGGCACCUGAUAUUUACUGCAGGUGUCACAUGACACAAUGUAACAUGACGCAACUGGUAUGUGUUGCACUUUCAUCACGUCAUGUCACGUAAUGCUGUACCAAACAUUACUGUUCAUCCCAAAGAGUAUACACAUAAUGAUACCAUUAACAUGAUUGGGACCAGUGACUGAUCCUCUGAGCUGUAGGUCUGAGACAUUUUAUUCUUCCAGAGUGAAACAUUGCUUUAAAAUGCUGUUAAAAAAAAAUCAACCUCAGCUUUAAUAUACCAUGUACCAGUAGUUUGUAGUGAGUAAUUGUGACACAUACUAUCUAUACUGUAGGGGCCAAUAUCAAUGAAUGUCCAGCCAGAGUCAUAGUGUUGAUAUCCCAGCAACAAUAAAAACAUGAGAAAAGUCUGAA
Molecule: messenger RNA, 5382 nt
Organism: Lates calcarifer (barramundi perch)
Lineage: Eukaryota; Metazoa; Chordata; Actinopteri; Centropomidae
Gene: lpar1
Product: lysophosphatidic acid receptor 1
Exons: 3
Coding region: 457-1521 (354 amino acids)
Biological process (GO): neurogenesis; phospholipase C-activating G protein-coupled receptor signaling pathway
Cellular component (GO): membrane
Molecular function (GO): lysophosphatidic acid receptor activity
Source: RefSeq, a predicted model, not a curated record